AUGCUACGCCUCCGGUUCUGGCUACUCCUACUCACCAACGCUCUGAUAGCACAAGCACUACCAACGCAAGAGAGGCGAGAUGCCGACUUCGCAAGCGUCAGGACAGAAUUAGCCCACGACCGUAGCGGCAAGCGGCGUGACCCCCUCGACAAAUAUUUCCACGAGUCCACCUUCCACCCGCACUAUGAUGGCCGCUUCGCCGCCUCCAAGCUCCCUGAAGAGCAACGUAAACCAGCCCUGACAGCCCUCGUCCAAACCUACUUCUCAACCAUGUCCACGAUCGGCGCGCAAACCUGGAUCAUGCACGGCAGCCUGCUGGGCUGGUACUGGAACCGGCGGAUCAUGCCCUGGGACUCUGAUGUCGAUGUCCAGAUGAGUGAGGAUGGAAUGAGGGAGUUGGCGGGGUACUACAAUAUGACUAUGCAUAAUUUUGAUUUCCCUAGCAUGGAGGGGGAUAGGAGGGGAAAGGGGAGAGGCGAUGCGAAGGGGAAAAGAAGGAGCUACAUGAUCGAAGUCAAUCCGCACUACACUAACGCCUCGACCGCGGACUUGCACAACGUCAUCGACGCCCGCUGGAUCGAUACGGAGACGGGGCUGUUCAUUGACAUCACGACCCUGAGGCGGGAUAGAGAGGCGGAGGCGAGGGGUUACAAGGGGCACAUGUAUUCGAAGGACAAGCAUCUCAUUCUGGAAGACGACAUCUUUCCGCUCAGGGACAGCGUGUUUGAGGGCAUGCCGGUGAAGAUCCCGUACGCGUAUGCGGAGCUGCUGGAGGGGGAGUAUGGGAGGAAGGCGCUGGCGAGGUCGAGUGUGGAGAAUCAUCGCUGGGAUCGGGAGAGGAUGGAGUGGGUCAAGAUUGUGUAG
Coniosporium apollinis CBS 100218 is the source of this 864-nucleotide messenger RNA. RefSeq lists its product as uncharacterized. Bases 1 to 864 code for a protein of 287 amino acids. NCBI's taxonomy places the organism in Eukaryota, Fungi, Ascomycota, Dothideomycetes. The record is from RefSeq and is a predicted model, not a curated record. The transcript is spliced from 2 exons.